This is a messenger RNA of Anguilla rostrata (American eel), 890 nucleotides long. It is a transcript of the gene crabp1a, whose product is annotated as cellular retinoic acid binding protein 1a. Bases 186 to 602 code for a protein of 138 amino acids. The record is from RefSeq and is a predicted model, not a curated record. Gene Ontology annotation, molecular function: fatty acid binding; retinoic acid binding. Lineage: Eukaryota; Metazoa; Chordata; Actinopteri; Anguilliformes; Anguillidae. Gene Ontology annotation, cellular component: nucleus; cytosol. The transcript is spliced from 4 exons. Gene Ontology annotation, biological process: fatty acid transport.
CAGGGCUGAGACACUCUGAGAGGGAGAGAGAGCCUAGCUGUGAGAGAGAGACUGACAGAGAGGAGGUGUAAGAGAAAGGAGAGAGAGAGAGAGAGAGCACUGGUUAGAGAGCAGAGCACUGGGGAGCAGAGCACCAAGAGGCAGGUUCUUCUUUAGGCAGAGCCUCCACCACCGGCCCCAGAAAAAUGCCUCCCAACUUCGCCGGCACCUGGAAAAUGAAGAGCAGUGAGCAUUUCGAUGAACUUCUGAAAGCCCUCGGCGUAAACGCCAUGCUGAGGAAGGUGGCGGGGGCGGCGGCCUCUAAGCCCCACGUGGAGAUCCGCCAGGACGGGGAGCAGUUCUACAUAAAGACCUCCACCACCGUGCGCACCACAGAGAUCAACUUCCACGUGGGCCAGGAGUUUGACGAGGAGACGGUGGACGGGAGGAAGUGCAGGAGCUUGCCCACAUGGGAGACAGAGAACAAGAUAUACUGUAAACAGACACUACUGGACGGAGAUGGCCCCAAGACCUACUGGACAAGAGAGCUGAGGGGUGACGAGCUAAUCCUGACCUUCGGAGCGGACGACGUUGUGUGCACAAGGAUUUACAUGCGGGAAUGAAGGCUUUCCGGUGAGGACCGGGAUCAGAAGACAGACGUUCAGUCCUAAACCACCCCCCCCCCCCACCUCCCAUACUCAAAGCAGAUAUGCAUCUCAAGUGCAGAGAGCCUCCUGCAGCUCACAGCCUCCACACAUUACUCAGUGCUGAUUGUUACGGUUCUGCAAUAACUGCGCUUCUGUAGCACCCCUCCCUGUCCCCUCUCUCCUGUUCCCUCUUUUUAUUUGUAUGUUAGAUGUGUGUGUGUCCGUGUUGCAAACUAAAUUCAGAAAUUAAACGAUACAAAAGCA